This is a messenger RNA of Indicator indicator, 2556 nucleotides long. It is a transcript of the gene RNF114, whose product is annotated as ring finger protein 114. Lineage: Eukaryota; Metazoa; Chordata; Aves; Piciformes; Indicatoridae. The record is from RefSeq and is a predicted model, not a curated record. Bases 1 to 672 code for a protein of 223 amino acids. The transcript is spliced from 6 exons. Gene Ontology annotation, biological process: ubiquitin-dependent protein catabolic process; protein polyubiquitination. Gene Ontology annotation, molecular function: ubiquitin protein ligase activity.
AUGGCGGUGGCUGGCGGAGGCUCGUCCCGUUCCCCGGAAAGGCGGCACGAUCCGCUGUCGCGCUUCACCUGUCCCGUGUGCCUGGAGGUGUACGACAGCCCGGUGCGCGUGCCCUGCGGACACGUCUUCUGCACUCCAUGCCUGCAGGAAUGCCUUAAGCCGAAGAAGCCAGUUUGUGGAGUUUGUCGCAGCACUUUGUCACCUGGCAGCAGAGCUCUGGACUUGGAAAAGCAAAUCGAAACAACUGAAACCACUUGCAAUGGCUGCAAUAAAAAAAUGUAUCUCUCCAAGAUGCGUAGCCAUGCAGCCUCUUGUUCAAAGUACCAGAAUUAUAUAAUGGAAGGUGUGAAAGCUGUCACUAAAGAACCACUUCACAACACCAGGAACUUCCCAAAUCGCUUUACCUUUCCUUGUCCAUAUUGCAGCGAGAAAAACUUUGAUCAAGAAGGACUAGUUGAGCACUGCAAAACACUGCACAGCAUGGAUGCAAAACAAGUGGUUUGCCCAAUUUGUGCCUCAAUGCCAUGGGGAGAUCCAAAUUACAGGAGUGCUAACUUCAUGGAGCACCUUCAAAGACGACAUCGCUUUUCCUAUGACACUUUUGUGGAUUACGAUGCUGAUGAAGAUGAUAUGAUGGCACAGGUUUUGAUCCGUUCUUUAAGGGAUAAAUGAGCCAACUAGAAGAUUAACUGUAACACCAAGCUUCCAUGAGGGGGAAAUGCCCAGCAUCCUCAUGCUUUUCCCUGUACAGUCUAAGAUGAUCUCAGGCAUCUAGAAAUAUGGAGGACUUUUUAAUCCCUAUCUCUGUUUCAAAUCCUGGUUUGAUACUUCUGUGCCACUCAGUUUUAUUACAUGAUACAUGAUAUGCCAUUUUAUUACAUGAUAUAUGCCAUUCAACUCUGUCAGCCUAAUUUUCUUACUUGCCUCACACAAGUUAAUUGUAGGUCAGCAUGGAAGAGACAAAUCUGUUUUCCUUUGCUUAUUCCUUAGGGUUUUUUUUUGCAGUUGUGUUCAUUUGUCUAAAAACAAAUGGAAUGGAGUUAGGUAAUAACUAAUCUCUUGCCAGUCUCAUUUACAUGUCUUAAAUGAUAGUAUGAGAGGUGUAUUUGUAGCUCUGUUUUCCUUUAGUGAGACCUCUAGGUGCUAACUGCAAUUGUCAGACCAGCUCUCAUUUAAAGUGACCUAUGAUGCCUGUGAUUUCAUAACAUUUCCCAGUGUUGGAAUUCUUAAGACACAGCCUCUCACCUGUAUAGAAAACAUCUUCAGUACAAGUCUUUGAUCCACAAACUUCCUUAGUGAGUCUCUGCACCUGUAUAAACAACUAGUUCAGAAGAUUUUAGUUCUAUGCAUGAGUGUUACUUUCUCCCAUACUUUGACUGUAAUUUCUAGGCUGAAAAAUAAACUUUUAAUAUUCACCUUAGCUAAAAGGCAUCAUUUUUUUAACUAUCUUAGGACAUAUGAUUAAUAUUUACUGGCUUUAUGAUUGAUGGUUUUCAAACUGGUUUUCUAGUGAUAUUAAGCCUUAUGCUGAUAGGGGAAAUCAGAAGUUGUUUUUUUUCAAUACCUCUGCUUUCUAAUUAAACUAAAAUUUUUGUAUAUAUUCCUAUUUUUUUUUUCAUCUCUUCAGGAAAGCUGGUAGCAAAUCUUACCAGUAACUCGUAGCACUUGCAUAGCACUACCUUGCUGCAUUACUAAUUUUAGCAGGUAUUUUGAAUUCUUGGUCUUCAUUUAAAUGUUGCUAAAGUAGCUGAAGCUGUACUUAGAUUGUUUUCUAUAUGAGAUUAUAUGUAUAGUUAGCAGGUAUAGCUUUCAAAGAAAAAGUAAAGUAUAAUCCAGGAAGCAGGAUGACAAUUGCAGUAUGUGGUAAAUGGAUACUCUGUAUUCAAGUCUACACUUUUACUGUAGUUUUCUUUCCAGUUUGUUUUAGCUGCUGAGAUCUGAUAAUGUAAGACACCUGAACAGAACUUGUCAAUCACAGUAGUGUUGAGAUGUCUAGUCUAAUUUAAGCAUGUUUGAUUGGAGCAGUGGACCUGCACCACCACAGAAUUGAGUACUAAUUAAUUUAUUUGACCAGUAAACUCAGUGUUGUUGCACUGCAGCAUAGCCUUACCCUUAAAAUAAUGAAGUGCACCCCAGCUAAAACCUCUUGAUUAAACUUCACAUCCAAUGAGGCCUCUAACAUCUUUAAGUUGAACUAGGUUUUAGCUUAUUUUCCCCAACUUGGUAUGGGCUAUUACAGGCUUGUCCUUAAGGUUUGGUGACUGGAAGCUCAGUCUUGCACAGAGGAUCUCAAAGGUAUUGUAGAAAAAACUACUGCUUGGUGUUGGUGAGUUUCUAAUUCUUGAUCUGCAAAGAGAUUGCAAUGUGUUAGUGGUUGGAUGGGGAUUUCUGAGUUCUGGUUAGAACACAGGUUGGUGAUGCCCAUGAUGGGAAUCUGAAUUUCUGCUACUAUUCUAAGUGCACUUCCAUGCAAUUCUGCUAAAAUGUUUAAGGAGUGGCUAGAAGCUUCCAAGCAAUUACUUUGUCAUGUUUUUGACUUUUGAAGACAAGUUACAA